GGCUAGCUUCACAGAAUCCAGCGGCGGUGACGAAUCCAUCCAUGGCGGAGGACCACCGCCGUGACCGCGCCCAGCAGCGGCGGCCAGGCAUGCUCGUGGUGGCAGCGCUCGGGGCUCUCGGCCUCCUUGCCCUCUCCGGCACGGUGCUGGCUGCCUCGGUCGCGGGGCUGGCCGUGGCGGCGCCGUUGCUCCUACUCGCCAGCCCGGUGCUCGUCCCGGCAGCGCUGCUUGCCGCUCUGACGGCCACCGGCAUGACCUUUUCAGGCUCGCUGGCCGUCGGGGCAACAGCGCUGCUGUCACGCUUGGGGAGCGCGGUGAGGAGGGCGGCCGCAACCCCGCCGGACUACGUCGAGUUGGGGAAGCGGCGGGUGGCAGAGGUGGCCGGGGAGCAGACGGCGCACAUUGACGCCGGACCGGCGAUCAAUCCAGAGCAAGUGGCCCGCAGCCGCCGGCCAUACGGUGGCUCUCACGCCUUUAUCUCUUAUUAAAAUGAAUGAAUGUAUCAUCGUGUCUAGCUCCUCUAGUAGCAAGUGCUGUAAGCAUAAUCCAACGAUGUUCAUGGAGUAUAUAUAUGCAACUAUGCAAUAAAAUUUACUAUCAUCUCCCUAUAUGAAAUCCAUGUUUACUAUCAUAAAUAAUCAUGUAGUAUGAAAUUUGCAGUCUCGUUCAUGUGUCGAUUAAUUCACUCACUGUACAAAUAUUUGAGGGCAAUGCUACUAAUUUAACGCAUAUAUGGUAUCAAUAUACUAUGUACUACAUUUUCCUUUAUUUCUGCACCGUGUAGAACAUGAAGAGUAGAGUCGUUUAU
Messenger RNA from Triticum urartu, 808 nucleotides. Its product is annotated as oleosin 18 kDa-like. Gene Ontology annotation, cellular component: monolayer-surrounded lipid storage body; membrane. NCBI's taxonomy places the organism in Eukaryota, Viridiplantae, Streptophyta, Magnoliopsida, Poales, Poaceae. Gene Ontology annotation, biological process: lipid storage; response to freezing; seed oilbody biogenesis. The record is from RefSeq and is a predicted model, not a curated record.